Penicillium lagena is the source of this 3150-nucleotide messenger RNA. It is a transcript of the gene kin1, whose product is annotated as putative serine/threonine protein kinase Kin1. The transcript has 3 exons. Lineage: Eukaryota; Fungi; Ascomycota; Eurotiomycetes; Eurotiales; Aspergillaceae. Gene Ontology annotation, molecular function: tau-protein kinase activity; ATP binding; protein serine/threonine kinase activity. The record is from RefSeq and is a predicted model, not a curated record. Bases 1 to 3150 code for a protein of 1049 amino acids. Gene Ontology annotation, cellular component: cytoplasm. Gene Ontology annotation, biological process: intracellular signal transduction; microtubule cytoskeleton organization; protein phosphorylation.
AUGUCGGCCCCGGCGCCUGCUUCGUCGUCGCCCGUCGUUCGCAGCCACUCUACUUCGGCUCGUUCUUCUCAUCGUCCACCUGCUUCAGACGCGCCUCAGCGCACUCGCAGCGUGGCGGUCCGACCGACCUCAUCCUCCCAGCCCCCUCCACAGCAAUCCCAUUACUCCCACGCCAAAACCCCCUCCCAUGACCGUCGCCCUCCUUCAAAUUACGCUGCCGUCGAUAGUGUAUCGCGACGGGACUUCGAGGCGCCCAAUGUCGGCCGAAUGCCCUCUCGUCGUGAGGCGUCGGCGGAGCGAUCUCAAGAGCGCCCAUCCACUGCGUCUCGAACUGAGUCGACUCGAAGACAUCACCAAAGGAACCCUUCUGCCCAGGGCCAUCAACGAGAGAGUGUCGAUAUGACAUCCGCCACGGCCACCACUGCGCCCGACCGUGUGGCGGACCCCUCACAGUCUGCGACCGGGGCACAUCCGCCCACCGCCUCCACACAGCCUAGGCGUCGUACCACAAUCACCACGCCUACGGGCCAGUGGGCCUUAGGGAAAACGAUAGGCGCAGGAAGUAUGGGCAAGGUCAAGUUGGCUAAAAACAUGGAAACCGGGGAACAGGUUGCGAUCAAGAUCGUCCCCCGACUUUCGACCGAAGAGCACCGCAGCAGCCGUGACACAGAGCGCGCAGAUCGCUCCAAGGAGAUCCGAACAGCUCGAGAAGCUGCCAUUGUUAGCCUUGUGAAUCACCCAUACAUCUGUGGGAUGCGCGACGUAGUGCGGACCACUUACCACUGGUACAUGCUGUUUGAAUAUGUCAACGGCGGGCAGAUGCUGGACUACAUCAUCUCCCAUGGCAAACUGAAGGAAAAGCAGGCACGCAAGUUCGCGCGCCAGAUUGCCAGUGCAUUGGAUUACUCCCACCGCAACAGCAUUGUUCACCGAGAUUUGAAGAUUGAGAACAUCCUGAUCAGCAAAACGGGGGAUAUCAAAAUCAUUGAUUUCGGACUGAGCAACCUCUUCUCCCCCAAAGGUCUCUUGAAGACAUUCUGUGGCAGUCUUUAUUUUGCUGCCCCAGAGCUGCUCCAGGCAAGACAGUACACGGGUCCUGAAGUAGACGUUUGGAGCUUUGGAAUUGUUCUUUACGUUCUAGUUUGCGGGAAGGUGCCCUUUGAUGAUCAAAGCAUGCCCCAGCUUCAUGCCAAAAUCAAGAAAGGCGUUGUGGAAUAUCCUCCAGGGCUCACAACAGAGUGUCGCCACAUCAUUUCUCGUAUGCUAGUCACUGAUCCCAAGCAGCGUGCCAGCUUGUCAGAGAUCCUGAAUCAUCCGUGGAUGAAUAAGGGUUUCAACACUCCUCCAGAAAAUUAUCUCCCCCAUCGCGAACCGUUGCAGCUUCCCCUGGAUCCAGAGAUCAUCGAGAAGAUGACGGGCUUUGAUUUUGGUCCUCCGGAGUACAUCACGACCCAACUGACUAAGGUCCUGGAGUCGGAAGAGUAUCAACAUGCUGUGAGAUUGAGCGCGCGCGAAGCACCAGCAUACAACCCCACCGAGAAGAAACGUGGAGUGUUCGAUUUCUACAAGCGACGGAAUUCUGCUGCCAGCCGUGACACGCUUUCUGCACCUUCUGCUGAGGCUGUUCAGCUGGGCAAUGACCCACUGAAUGCCUACAGCCCUUUGGUUUCCAUCUACCACCUUGUGAAGGAGAAGCUUGAUCGUGAGCGAGCCGAGGCUCGCCCUGGUGCCCUUGCCCUUAAUCAGACCCCGAGCGAUCUUCAAAUGCCAGACGUCCCAGUGGCCGCCCACACCAAUCAGUACCAACUUCCAGGAGAAAAGGAUACUGGCCAACGAUCCCGCCCUCGAGCCAGAACCCAUGGCGAGGAAGAAGUCACGGAGGGUAUAAAAAAUCUGCACACCUCUUCGUCAUCUGGCCAGGCAGUUCCACAAGACACUCCGGUCAAAAGAGCGGGUACUGCUGCUGGUCUCUUGAGACGAUUCAGCACACGCAGGACCAAAGAUCGCAGUCGCGACGCCGAGCGGGAACGCAUCAGCACUCCUAACACUCCCAACACUCCCAUCCUCAACGUUCAGCCACCUGCCGACUCUGCCUCUCCAUUGCAUCGUGGGUUCAGUAUGCGGAAGUCUCGGCGUCCUGACCCAGCCUCUAUUCCCUCUGGGGGAAGCCAGCCCCAACAUCAAGAUCUUCUCACAGCUCCAGGAUCAGCUGAGCAGUCAGCCAAGUUCCUUGAACGAUCUACCAGCGUCAAUUCGGCAGAUUAUCGAUCCCGAAGGGCCGCUCGUAGGAGUGACGCUGACGCCUUGGACGUGGCGGCGGAUCGUCAUCCACCUUCAACUAGUGGCUCCGACCAAAACAACCAGAAAGACCAGUCUGGCACAAGAACUGGUGGACGCACUCACGCGACACGGACGAUGUCACUGGGCCAUGCUCGUCGAGAGAGCAUACAGGCCCGGCGAGCACGACGGGAGGCCGCCCGAGAGGCUAAUGUCCCGGAGGAGACCGAUGCUGAUAUUUCUGGCGCGGGCACAGCCCUUCAGAGCGCCAAUGAUGGGGAAGAUCUGUCUAAGCCGGUGUACCUUAAAGGUCUCUUUAGUGUUUCGACCACCAGCAGCAAGCCCUUGCCCGUCAUUCGAGCCGACAUCAUCCGUGUUUUGAAUCAGCUAUCCGUGGAGUAUCAUGAGGUCAAGGGAGGGUUCAGCUGUCGCCACGCCCCCAGUAUUGAUCUUGAAAAAGUGUUGGAUACCAGUCCACCCAGUCCCGACAGACAGGGUCAGGUCCCGCAUCGCCGUCGGAUUAGUUUCGGUGGACUGCUUGGUCACGAUGAGCGAGAGGAACCUCGCACUGGACAUUCGAAGCUACAACGCCGAAGUCAGGGCCCGCCGGACCAAAGUUUUACGACGAAUUCUGAUCAAUCUGAUGAAUUCGUGGCCCGAAACCAACCGCAGUCGACUGGCGAGCGAGUCGUUGGCGAGACCACCACUCGAGUGCAGAGCGACACCGGCGAAAACAUGAUCCUGCGUUUCGACAUUCUUAUUGUGAAGGUCCCUCUCUUUUCGCUGCACGGCAUCCAGUUCAAGAAGGUCGCAGGUGGCAUGUGGCAGUACCGAGAGAUGGCCAAGAAGAUCCUGGAUGCUCUGCGAUUGUAG